Molecule: messenger RNA, 641 nt
Organism: Chenopodium quinoa (quinoa)
Lineage: Eukaryota; Viridiplantae; Streptophyta; Magnoliopsida; Caryophyllales; Amaranthaceae
Product: NADH dehydrogenase [ubiquinone] iron-sulfur protein 5-B-like
Exons: 2
Coding region: 125-373 (82 amino acids)
Biological process (GO): mitochondrial respiratory chain complex I assembly
Source: RefSeq, a predicted model, not a curated record
ACCCGACCCGAUGCAAAGUAGAUGAGCAGAUUGGCAGGUCUGUGUAGUGAUUAGUGAAACCUCCAAAACCAAAUAAUCAUCGUUCUCCUUCGGAAAAACGAGUUGAAGAGAGAGAAAGAAAACAAUGGCGUCGGGUUGGGGAAUAUCAGGGAACAAGGGAAGAUGCUACGACUUCUGGAUUGACUUCAGUGAGUGUAUGUCUCGUUGUCGUGAACCCAAGGACUGCUCUCUCCUUCGCGAAGAUUACCUUGAAUGCCUUCAUCACUCCAAAGAGUUUCAAAGAAGGAACAGGGUGUACAAGGAAGAGCAGCGUCAGAUAAGAGCAGCUGCAAGAAAGGCGAAGGGUGAAGACAAUAGUGAUACUCAUCACUGAUGAGCUAUUAUGAUAAAUCUUGGAAUUCCGUAAUAAAAAUUCUGUUGUUUGAUUUCGACUGGAAUUGCAUUAUAUGCGUUUUUGAGUUUGUCAAUUCAUCAUGUGCAAAUUGAUGAGGAGAAUUUUUGUUUUGCUCGGUUUCCAUGACAUAAACAUUGCGCAAAUAUUGUUGCAAAAUUCUCAUCUUGGAUGCUUCAAAUUUGGCAAAAUUCCACUUUUGGCACCUUUGAUUUGGGGGUAUAAUUCUACUUGGGGUUUCUUAGGUAAA